Daphnia magna is the source of this 1066-nucleotide messenger RNA. RefSeq names its product protein obstructor-E. The record is from RefSeq and is a predicted model, not a curated record. Gene Ontology annotation, molecular function: chitin binding. Gene Ontology annotation, cellular component: extracellular region. The coding region runs from base 137 to 913 and encodes 258 amino acids. NCBI's taxonomy places the organism in Eukaryota, Metazoa, Arthropoda, Branchiopoda, Diplostraca, Daphniidae. The transcript is spliced from 6 exons.
CUUCAUAUAAACCCCGUCGGUUCCAGUGAGAGCAUCGUUCCGCACAGCUACCUGGAUCAUUGUUUCAUCCAUUUAUUUAUUACUUGUAUUUGGUGACACACACACAGGCUACACACAAACAAAACAACUUCACAAAAUGGCCAAGUACUUUAUCGCCUUCUUGCUGGUCGUUUCUUCAGUCUACGGACAACAACCUGAGAGUGAUUGUCCGGAGAAGAACGGUGUCUUCGCCGACAGCCUUCAGUGCGAUCGUUACUACGAGUGCGAGAAUUUCGUCCUCAGCGAGAAACUCUGCGACGAUGGUUUGGUCUUUGCCGACCUGGGAGCCAACAGCGGCAUUGGUGGCCGAUGUGAUUUCCCCUUCAACGUCGAUUGCACUGGCCGCGCCGAACUCCAGCCUGCUAACGCUACGGCCAACUGCCCUCGCCAAAAUGGCUACUUCGCACACAGCGACCCAACUAUCUGCAACCAGUUCUUCUUCUGCUCUUCCGGCCAAGCCAAUUUGAUCACCUGCCCCGAUGGUCUCGUUUUCAACCCCAACACUGGCACUUGCUCCUGGCCAGGAGAGGCUAACCGUAUCGGUUGCCAAAGCAAAGACGUCGUUGCAUUUGAUUGCCCUGCCCGAGUUCUUGAGGCUGAGCCAACAGGACCCCAGUUCAUCGACCCACUGUACGCUGACCCAACUGAUUGCCAGUACUUUUACGUUUGCAUCGGUGGUAAGGAACCUCGCCGCAACGGUUGCACCACUGGUUUGGUUUUCAAUGACCUGACCAAGCGUUGCGAUAGGCCCAGGAACGUCCCCGACUGCGUUGACUGGUACAAGACCAGCGAAGGAGACUUGCUGGAACCCGAUGUGUUGGAAGAAGAAAUUGUCCCAGCACCCAAGAGGACCAACAUUGCUGGCCGUUCUUAAUUUACGCGUCAAAUACUCUCAAAUCUCUUAACAGGCACCACGCACACACAGAGAGAAAAAUUCGCCUGUCGUCAGUGUUAUAUCAUUUAUAGAAAACCCAUUGUUUCGUAUCGAUUCAGAAGGAGACAGAAUUACAUGUUAUCAUUUUCCUGA